Molecule: messenger RNA, 846 nt
Organism: Erigeron canadensis
Lineage: Eukaryota; Viridiplantae; Streptophyta; Magnoliopsida; Asterales; Asteraceae
Product: 23 kDa jasmonate-induced protein-like
Exons: 2
Coding region: 74-688 (204 amino acids)
Source: RefSeq, a predicted model, not a curated record
ACACACAUAACCUUACUUACAGUCGUACAUACUCUUUUAGUCUUUUUGUUGUUGGUAGUAGGACGUACUAUCGAUGGCUGAUAACGUGUUUGGCAUCACUGUGAGGUGGGGAAGUAGGCUAGAUAGGGCCCUCAAGGCCAUGGAGGAUACAAACGUAGGCGGAAAGCGUGAUCAGGCACUUGCCUAUGUCAAGGAACAAAAAAAGAAAUUUGGGGAUGGAGUUUCCACACUAUGUAUCUUUUAUAAUGCUACUGGUGAGAACUUGUUUUAUGUUGACGACAACUCCUCGUAUGGAAAAAUCUAUGACUCGUAUCCAGUUAUUGUUCACAAUGGGCAGUGGGGUGCGUUUCUGCAUAUUAAAAAGCCCGGCGAGGCAGCUGGCUCGGGUGCAUUUGUAGUAUAUAGUGGCAAGUACAAUAAUACAGAUUAUUGCAAGCAUCUAAUUGCUUGGGAUGUCCCUUGUGACCAAUUGACAGGUUACAACCACGCAUAUUGUGGGAUCUAUGAUGAAGACUUCGAAAUCAACACGGGCAGGGGCGGUAGGGAUGUGCACGGGUCUAGAACCGGCCCGACCCGGCUUGACCCGGGAACCGAAAGUGCAAGAAAAGUGGAACCGAGAAUCAGCCCGUUGACCUCCCGGGCGGGUCGGUUCGGUCCGGAUUUUAUCGGGUCGGGCUCGGGUUUAUAAGGGUGACCCGAAAAUGAAUUUCUAGCUAGGUGAAGAAAGUGAUGGUUGAUCUCUGUUUUGCUUCCGAAUUCAUAAAGCUGAUGCAUCAUUUAAAAUGAUGAAGAACUGACUUAUUAAUUGGGAUGUUGAUGCAAUGAAGAAAGAAAUUGAUUUGUCAA